This is a messenger RNA of Halteromyces radiatus, 950 nucleotides long. RefSeq lists its product as uncharacterized. Gene Ontology annotation, cellular component: intracellular anatomical structure. Gene Ontology annotation, molecular function: oxidoreductase activity, acting on NAD(P)H, oxygen as acceptor. The record is from RefSeq and is a predicted model, not a curated record. Lineage: Eukaryota; Fungi; Mucoromycota; Mucoromycetes; Mucorales; Cunninghamellaceae. The coding region runs from base 114 to 893 and encodes 259 amino acids. The transcript is spliced from 6 exons.
GCAGUUUCACCUCGCGAUGUUAUUAAUAUCUUGAUUUCCUAGAUUUCGUAUUCUUUCUUUUCUUCUUUUUUAGUUUCUCUUUAUAUACUCCUCCCCAACAACAAACUACUAUUAUGAGUGCAUUACAAUUAUUUUCUCUUAAAGGCAAGAAGGCUAUUGUCACUGGUGGUGGACGAGGCCUUGGAUUAGAAAUGAGUAAAGCAUUGGCUGGUGCUGGUGCUGAUGUGGCCAUGAUGUAUGUAUCUAGUGAUAAGACUCAUGAUACUGCUGCUGCUGUGGGUAAAGAAUUCAAUGUCCAAUGUAAGGCUUAUAAGGCUGAUAUGGGAAAGCCUGAAGAAGUCACUGCUGCCAUUGAUCAAAUUUAUAAGGACUUUGGUCAUAUUGACAUCUUCGUUGCCAAUGCUGGUAUUGCUAUUGAAGGUCCUGCCGAAACUUUUAGUAUGGAUGAUUGGAAACGUAUCUUUGACGUCAACGUUCAUGGUGUAUUCUGUAGUGUUCAAGCUGCUGCAAAGCGUAUGUUGGAACAGGGACGAGGUAGCAUCAUCCUUAUUUCAUCAAUGUCAGGUUUGAUUUCUAACCGACCUCAACCUCAUUGUGGUUACAAUGCUUCUAAGGGUGCUGUUACAAUGAUGUCCAAAUGUUUGGCACAAGAAUGGGCACAAAGAGGUAUUCGGGUCAAUUCUAUCAAUCCUGGUUAUAUGGAAACUGAAAUGUUGAAGGAUGUGUUUAGAAAUAAUCCUGAAGUGAAAGAAAAAUGGUUGGAAUAUACACCAAUGGGACGACUUGGUAGACCUGAUGAAUUAAAUGGUGCUGUUAUCUAUUUGGCUUCUGAUGCUUCCAGUUAUGUUACUGGUUCUCAAAUUUACAUCGAUGGUGGUUAUACUUGUGUUUAAUUUGUUUUUUUAUAUUAUCAUUUUUAAAAAUAAUAAACGUUUAUCUUUAUCAAUUUC